This is a messenger RNA of Paramuricea clavata, 10922 nucleotides long. Lineage: Eukaryota; Metazoa; Cnidaria; Anthozoa; Malacalcyonacea; Plexauridae. The record is from the annotation of a GenBank genome assembly.
AGGAGUCCAGUCUGAGUUAUGAGCAUUUGCGCAGACAAGUGGAUGAAACUAUGGGCGAAAAAGAACAAUAUAUACAAAGUGCAAACGACGCGGCCAAGGUACAUGAAACAAUCUCUUCAUCUUCUCCACAUACGAAAUACUAUGAAAUAUCCCUGUGUAUUUUUUUGAAUUUUUUAUGAUAUUAUAUAAUUUUUCUUCAGUUGGCAGAGAAACGUAAACAGAUGCUGGAUGAGUUCUCAAUCGACCAACAAAAGGUCGUGGCCGAGCACAAGGAACAACUAAAGAAAUUGGAAACUAGUUAUAAAGACGAAGCCAGGGAAAACCAGGAAGAAUUCAAGGUGCUUAUCAGUUUGGGCUGCGUUGAAAUAUAGUUUGUCUAGCCCACCUCAAACCAAAGCAAUUUUCUGUCCCACACACGUAAAAAUCUCACAACUUGUCAACAAGAUGUGUUCGCAACAGGCUUGUAGCAAGCUCGUCAACAAGUUGUAACAAUGCUGUUAUUUCAUCAAGUUGCUACAAGGUUGUCAACUCACAACUUGUUGACUAAUUGUUGAAUUGCAGGGCGAUAACAAGUUGUUGAAACAACUUGUAGAUAGAUUAGAUAGAUAGAUUUUUAUUAUAACAAGUCGGUUGAGCUCAACAACCUUGCAGCAAGUUGUCAACAAGCCGUUGACAAGUUGUCAACAAGCUGGGAACAAGCAGUGCGAACACAUGCUGUUGACAAGUUGUUGGAACAGCAUUGCUACAAGUCCGCUGUAGGUUUGUUAACAACUUGUGCGUUUUUACGUGUGUAUAAUUCUUAAUCAUUUAAACUUUUUUUAGAAAACUAUUGAGGACCUAAAGACCCAAUUACAAGGUGAAAAGGUAUAGAAAUGUUUGUAAUUAUUUAAUGAUUAUAUUAUUACACAUAUAAAAAAUCUCACAUCUUGUAGCAAGUCUGCCAACAAGCCGUCAACAAUAUACAAUUACUUUAUGGUUUCCGUGUUUGGAUGGCCUGAUCCAAACACGCGGGAAUGUUGCGAGAGUUAAGAAAAGCGCCGCAAAGCACGAGCCGAAGGCGAGUGAUUUUGCACGCUUUUCUUAACUCGAGCAACAUUCCCAAGUGUUUGGAUCAGGCCAUCCUAACAGGGAAACCAUAAAGUAAUUGUUUUAAAAUAACUACAACACGAUAGUCUUCCGUGUUUGGAUGGCCUGAUCCAAACACGGGUUUCGACCAAUCAGAGCACGCGUUAUAUACAUGUUAUUUUAUAAAUUGUGUUCGCACUGCUUGUCCCAAGUUUGGAACAAGUUGUUAACAACUUGUAAGAACCUUGUUGAUAUUAUCAGACGUGUUGCAAGGUUGUUCCAACAAGUCUGAUUCAGUCAUGAUAUAACAAUAUUGUUACAACCUUGUGUCGUCAACCUUGUAACAUUCUUUUUAUAUCAUGACCGUAUCAGACUUGUUAGAACAACCUUGUAACAAGUCUGAUAAUGCCAUCAAGCUUGUUACACGUUGUUAACAGCUUGUUCCAAACUUGUUAUAACAACUGGGAACAAGCAGUACGAACACAAGUUGUCGACAGCUUGUGAACAGAUUUGUAACAACUUGUUUGCAGACCUGGAACAACUUGUGAUCCAAAUUAAUGCCACGCCCUUGCCACACCCAUAUUCAGUUCACUGACCACACGCAGGGUAUUUGCGGGCUCAAAUUUGCUUUUUAAAUCUUGAAAAAAAUUUAUAUUUUACAAAUUGCAAUCCGUCGUUUAUUUCAACCAUCCUUUGAGAAUCGUUCAUUCUUUUGUCUGAUUUUUGUUGGAAAUAUACUAAACAAGGUAUUUUUAUCGUUAUUUUUUUAUUUUGGGCAGGAUAAAAACAAUAGCAACAUACGUACAGUAUGAAUAUAUGAACAUGUGAAUAUGAUUAUGUGCUGAUUAAUUGAACGCAUCGUGUAAAAACAGUAAAAACUCUUUGCUCUCUAGUCGAUUGAACCAUUUUUAAUCGAACUGACGAGACUAAUUGCUAAGUCGUUCAACUUUCAAUUAGAACAUUCAUGUACAAUUAUGCAGUUAAAUAAGUAUCAAAUAUAAAUUAUUAUAUUGGGCCAUUGCAUUUUUAAACCAACCCCCCCCCCCCCUAGUGAGGACAUCCAUUUUUUGGUCCCCCGUCCCCUGGAAUUUCCACAUUUUUUAAGCGAAUUUUUUGCCUCCCCCGUGGAAUUUCCGCAGAUUUUUAUUGAAUUUUAGCCAUCCCCAUGGAAUUUCCGUAAAUUUUUUAUGAACUUUUAACCCAUCCCAUGGAAAUUCCUUGACAGUUUUUGAUCUAGCCAGUGGAAAUUCCAUAUUGAUUCUUUGAUUAGUAGCUAUCCCUUGGAAAAUUCCUUGCUGAUUUUGAUCCUAUCCUUUGGAAUUUCUUUUCCAUUGUUGACCCUCCCAUGGAAAUUCCAUACGUUUUACUCAUUUUUCUUAAUUGGAAUUUCUGCAGAUUUGCUUUAAAAUUUGGACCCUCCCAUGGAAAUUCCUUCAUUUUUGGUUCACUUUUGCAGGGGGCCAUUGGAAAUUCCACAUGUCCUCAAUAGGGGGGUGCAGAUAAAAAAUGCAAUGGCCCAUUGUUUGUUUAUAACUACACGCGUAAAAACGCACAGCUUGUAAGUUGUAUUAACAAGUCUGCAAACAAGUUGUUACAAAUCUGUUCACAAGCUGUCAACAAGUUGUGUUUGCACUGCUUGUUCCCAGUUUGUUGUAACAAGUUUGAAACAAGCUGUUAACAACUUGUAACAAGCUUGAUGGCAUUAUCAGCCUUGUUACAAGACUGUGCUAACAAGUUUGUUACAGCCAUGAUAUAACAAGGAUGUUAGAAGGUUGUCAACACAAGGUUGUAACAAUCUUGUUAUUAUAUCAAGCAUGUGACGGACUUGUCAGAACAACCUUGCAACAAUUCUGAUAAUUUCAACAAAGUUGUUCCAAACCUGUUGACAACUUGGGACAAGCAGUGCGAAUACAUCUUGUUGACGGCUUGUUGGCAGACUUGUUACAAGAUGUGAGAUUUUUGCAUGUGUAGAAUAUUUGUGACAUAUUUUGACAAGCAUGUCUAUUGGACUAAAUCCCUGCUUGUUUAAUUUCAUGGCCAUUGGCCAUGCCCAAUCGAGUGCCCAUGCCCAUUUGAUUUUCAAGAGUGUUCCCCCCGCCACACUUCUAAAAUUAGCAAAACAUUAAGUUAUUUUUGUUUACUUGGCCUUUUGUAGAAAUUAAGGAAAGAUCUUGAAGAAAGUCAACAGCAACUCACUGAUGUCACGUCACAACUGACCUCUGUGGAAAGCAAGUGUGGAUGGUUUGAGAGAAGAUUAUCUGAAACUGAGGUUUGUUGAAGAAAAUUAUUAUAAUUAUAUUUAUUAUAUAAACGUAAGUGUUAUAUAGAGUUUUUGGCCACUGAGAAAAAUCGUAUUUAAACACACGUAAAAAGUACGAUAUUUUUAUGUGUGAAAUUAUAAUUUGUUGUAAAACGCAUUGCCACGGACGUUUUAUUGUUUUGUUUAUAAAUAAAAAUAGAAAAAUUCAUGGUGCUUGGAAAUACCAGAUUUAGUUCUUGCGUUAAUACAUGUUGAGUUUUAACACAAUAUAUGCUAAAUUAAUGUGUGAAACGUGCCAUUUAAUAACAUUGGUGUAUUAACGAUUUUUGGUUGGAGUAACAUGUUACGUUGGAAAUUAUUGUUAAAAGUCGACAUGAAUGACGUCACCUUUACUUGGUGUACUGAUAUUAUGCACCAGUCAAUGUAAAUCCCCCCUCCCAACCGGGGAGGGGCCGGGGAUUUAGCGGGGAAAGUGGUCAGUUUUUAUUGUAAAUAUGUCGUCGAUGGUGGGGGACUUGAGCAACAUUUUCUCUUUCGGUAGAUGAUGCAGGGACGAAAGCGGGGGAAUGGAUUCAGUGGUUAAUAUAUAUAUCCUGUGUUGCUGUUUUAGUUUUCUUUACAGGAAAACUUUAAAUUUUCCCGGGGUUGAGAGACAUGCGGGGACAUUGAUUAAUUACCCUUUCCUUUUCGCUCUUACUACACCCCUAAGUCACAAUCCCUGCCCCUCCCCGGUUGGAGGGGGUGGGGGUUUACAUUGACUGGUGCAUUUAUUCAUGACAUUAUAAAAUCAGUAUCAGGUAGAUUGUGUCGUGAAUAAUUGGUAAUUGGUCAUUUCCGAUGUCAAUCACUAAAAGUAAUAUUAACUAUGGCGCAUUAGGGCAAAAAUGAAAUUGCAAGUUAUCAUUAAUCUUUGGGAUUUUUUAGGAAAUUUUAACACAGGAGAAAACAAAAGCUGCUGAAACAAUCGAAGGAAUAAAGAGAGAACAUGAAACAAAUACAAAUGAUAUAAUUGCAAGACAUGAAGCUCAACUUCAGGUAUAAUUUCAUUUAAAUUAACCAAUAAAAAAAAACUUAAACUAAAUAAACUUUAUUUUUUCUGAAUAGCUCUAUCAGUUCUAGAAUGUUCUCCUUGUGAGGUCCGGUAAUAGUCGUCUCUUAUUGAUCUUCAGUGUUUCUACAGAAGGAAAUUACCCAAUUAAAUUUUAACUUUAUUUAUAUUUAUCUAAACUGUUCUUCCUUAAGGUCCAGUAAGAGUCAUCUCUUAUUGAUCCAGUUUUACUACAGGAGGAAACUUAAGCUAAACUAACUUUAUUUAUACUGGAUAGUUCCAUCAGUUCUAUAAACUGUUCUUCCUUUGGAGGUCCAGUAAGGAUCAUCUCUUAUUGAUCCAGUGUUACUACAGGAGGAAACCUAGACUAAACUAACUUUAUUUAUACUGGAUAGCUCUAUAAGUUCUAAACUAUUCUCCCUAGAGGUCCAGUAAGGAUCAUCUCUUAUUGAUCCAGUGUUACUACAGGAAGAAACCUAAACUAAACUAACUUUAUUUAUACGUGGAUAGCUCUAUAUAUAGUUCUGAACUGUUCUUCCUAGAGGUUCAGUAAGAAUCAUCUCUUAUUGAUCCAGUGUUACUAUAGGAGGAAACCUAAACCAAUUUUACUGUCAUUCCAAUUUUACUGUCAUUCCAAUUGAAGUGUUCCUCAAAUAUUGAUUCAAUACAUUACCUCAGGCUGACCAAUUCAUUUCAUCAAGUUCCUCGAGAUAUUCAUACAGUACACUUCCUGUGAAAGAGCCAAUUCCAAGUAUUUGAUCAUUUCUGGUCACUUCCUUUCUAUUUAUGAUUGGUUAGUUGCACAAACAACAAAGGCGAUUGGUGCAUUCAAACUAUUCAACAGGAAGUUUACAAUUAUACUAGGAAGUGUAUGAAUAUUUCGAGGAACUUGAUCAAAUGAAUUGGUCAGCCCGAGGUAAUGCAUUGAAUCAAUACUUGAGGAACACUUCAAUUGGAACGACAGUAAACUAACUUUAUUUAUACUGGAUAGCUCUAUCAGUUCUAAACUGUUGUCCCUAGAGGUCCAGUAAGGAUCAUCUCUUAUUGAUCUUGUGUUAACUAGAGGAGGAAACCUAAACUAAACUAACUUUUUAUUAUUUAGGAGCUUAACGAGAAAUUAGGAGCCGUGGAGGCUGAAAAGCAAGAGCAGGAAAAUGUUAUUUCAAAAUUCAAACAAGAAGUGAAAGACAAAGAUGUUGAAAACGUGAUAGCUGGCAAGAAAGGCGACCAUUUAGUGAAAGAUCUGAAGCGGCAAUUAAAAAUGGAGCGAAAGAAAACAGAACAACUACAGCAAAGAUUGCAAGAAGCUUGCUCAGAAAACAGGGCAAGGGAAAGUAAGUGUUCUCAAUAUGUAUGUGUAUGCAUGGAAAAGUUUAAACGACCUUUGGAAUACAGCCCAAUGCUCUGCCAACUGAGCUAUGCGGUCAGGUCGGUUCGCGCGCGAGUAUGUGAUAUAUCAGAACAGAAUCUAUAGUUCCUUCGAUAUCAUGUGUAAUCUAGUAAUCAUGAUUUUUUCUGUGUUGGUGUAAUGUCACAUAUACUCGAACCGACCUGACCGUGUAACUCAGUUAAUUGGCAGAGCAUUGGGCUAGUAUUCCAAAGGUCGUAGGUUCGUUUCCCACCGUGGCCAGGCAUAUUUUUCAAGCCUGCUCGGUGUGGAUACACACUCAGAGUAACAUCACAAGCUUCGAUCAUAUUCACCUUAGGGACUGGUCAUAAAGUAAAGGGGGGGGGGGACUGGGAAAAUCAUAUAUUUGGUGUCUGCAAUUUUGGUAGCCCACCCCUUAAUAGCUGCUCGAAAAUUGUAGCCCACCCUUAAAUUGGUGCUGAAAAUUUGUGACCCACCCUUUCUGAAAGGCAAAAGAUACCAGCAUUCCAUUUUUCUGUUGGCAAAUAAUUCUGUGUUAUAAUAAUACUCGAUAGCUAUUCAAAUGGUGCAAUUAAAUACAGAAAGGUCGUUCUUUGCAUGGAACUUCCCAUGCGUACUGUAGCUAGUGUCUUUCUCAUAAUUAGAGAACUUUAUUUUGACAUUUACGGCUAACACCAAACCUUUAACGCUAAUUGUGAUUUAACUACACUCUCAUUGAAAUUACAGUAAUUUUGUUGCAUAUUACUAAACAUCUUGUACAAUGCUUGUGACAUUUCACAAUAAUAUCAGAAAAUAAGUUAGCCAUUAUAACGUAUUAGCAACAGUGGAGGACACUUUACGAAACAUUGGGGGGGGGGGAUGGGGCUCGGCAUGGGAAAAUUUUAAAAUUUGAAUCCUGGAAAUGGCAUUUGCAGCAUUCUGAGAACACAUUUUGUAAAAAGUAUUAUAGUUUUAAAAUUUGAAUCCUGGAAAUGGCAUUUGAAGCAUUCUGAGAACACAUUUUGAAAAAAACUAGGUUUUCAACACACUGUUUUAAUGGUGCGUUUUUUUAUAAAUUACAUGCUUAUAGAAAACAUUUCAGAGAAAAUGUUUACAUUUGUGAAUGGAAUUGCAAGGUGCUUUAAUUUAAUUAACACGCCAAUGACAAUGUAAAAUUUAUUCGCUAAGUGAUGAUGUUAAUCGAAUUGUCCAUUGUUUUUGAGCAUAAUAGUUUAAUAUGCAUUCAAAUAUUAUUGUGCAGCAGGAAAUUUCGCUAUAUAAUUUUAUAAUAUGAAUUUUAAUACACGUGCCCUUGAAAAAAUUUCUGCAUAUUUUUGCAUGGCCCACCCUUAUGAUUGCAAUUAACUUUCGAUGACCCCAGGGGCGGAGCGAAGACUAUCCUUUUCGGGGGGUGCAAGACAACUUUAUUCAGAACCAUAUUCAUUUUUAAGUGAUGUACAACAAUGAAAUCCGAGUAGUAAGAUAAUUUAUUUUUAAAAUAGGCGAAAUAGCUCCUUAAUAAAAUACAUGGUAUAAAUUUCAAAAAAGCACAUCCAAUCGUCAUCAAACGGCCAAUUACAAACUAAACAUGUCGGUUUCUCUCCCUUCCGUUUGCGUAUUUGCUUGCUACUUUCCAUACUUUUUAAAUCAUCUUCGUACUUCUCAUUGUAUAUAAGACCGUUAGGUGUAAUUUCUAAGACUUUUACUGGCUUUACAAAAUUAUGAAAUGAAGUGCAGAUGCAUCAACAGUCAACACGCACAUGUGCUUCAAGUUUCCUAUGGUAUCAUAUUUCACAAAAUUGCAAGAAAAUAUAAUACUAUUAAAUAGCGUAUUAGCGUAAUAAGUUCUUGGCCAAUUUGGCCGAAUGUUCGGAAAAGGGCCGAGCUUUCAGUCGACAUUAUCCAUCUUUUCGAUCUCGCAUUUUCUACAAAUUUUCUACAAACAGUCUCUCUCCAAUCAGGUGUUGCCUAUUGGCUUGAUCCAAUUCAUUUUGCCGACAACUGAUUUAUUGUGCCGACAGACACGGCAACCCCUGCACCCCCCCCCCUUAGCUACGCCCCUGGAUGACCCACCCCUUCAACCGUGCUCAAAAAUAGUGACCCACCCCCUAUUUUUCCCAACCCAGCCCACCCCCCUUUUACUUUAUGACUGGUCCCUGAGUACAUUAAAUUUACACCAACACAGAAAAAAUCAUCCUAAAACACUACCGGUACAUUAUAAAAACCAUAUGCAGUAUGCAAACGUUCAUAGCUGUGUAAUUUAAACCAGCUGGUUCAGUUCACAUCAGCAGCCAUUAAAUUCAUGCAUGUCAGAUCAUUUUGUGUCAUGGACUGUACUCUGAUAUUUUAAAGAAAAUUGGCAAUAGUUCUCAAAAUAUUUGCUUAGUUCUGAAACUAUUUAAUAGACUGAAAUAACAAUAAUAAAUCCCAAAUUGUUUGAAAUGUUUUUAGUCAUUUAUAAAUUUCAGACAGUAACCAGAAAUGAACUUUUGGACCCAUAUUGGUCGCUUACUCUCAAGAUAAAAAAAUUAGUGUGACCCCACUCUUGACCCCACUCUUGACAUACAUGACUAACAUGCAUGUCCUCAAUAAUCCAAAAUGGUGAUUACAGCUCACUUUUUUCAGUCAAAAUAUUUUAAAAACUAAGGAAGAUACAAUAUAUAAACAAUCUGUAAGUACUAUUUACAACAUGAGCGGCCGUGUUGUGCCGAACUCAUCUUAUGAGUUCAUUGGCGAAGUAAUUUUAAAAAUAAACGUUGUCUAAGCCGAGAAAAUCAAAGUUAAAGUUUAUGUAAAUCAACAUGAAUCUGUAUCACAUAUACAGAUACGACACGCUUAUGAUUUUCCUUUGUGUUUUCUUAUGAAUUAUUAAUGAGUUUUUUAAUAGAGUUUAAUAAUUAUGUAGUUUUAAGAGUUCUUUCAAAUGAACUAUUUUUCCCAGCAAGCCUUUCGCACUUUUAAUCGACUUUUCCGCUUUGCGCAGGCAACCUUAAUUGAAAUAGCUGUAUAUAAAAAAUGCUUUACUGGAAUUAAUGCAGCCUUAAGAUUUUAACAAUUGGAACAACGCACUAUUUAAUUAUUCACUUUUUCGUAGAUUUUGAAAGUAUAUUUGAUCCUAAUAUGUCUAAAGAAAGUGGUCGAAGAAAUAGCGGGUACGUUUUGUGAACAAUUAUUAAUUAAUCGCAAGAAAAUAGUAUCAGAAUUAUUAUAUCAGUACGUUGCAUGCAUGGUACGUACUGUAUAAUUGAAUUUUCUAUUCAUUAUUUAUAGAGAUUCAUCGAUGCUUAGUGGUUCCUCCUUAACUAAUGAUUCGCAUGACAUGAAGGUACAACUAACUAACUAAAUAUUACAGCAAUCGAAGCCCUGUCAGAUUCCCAGAGAAUUAACCCAUUGAGCUGCAAUUAAAUGUGCCCCAGUGUGCCCUACUUUUUUUUUUACCUGUCUAACAUAACGCCAGACAAUUUUACUCAUCAAUGGGGAAGCUCUGCAGCUUAAUGGGUUAUAAUAAAAAAUCUGACAACGUCUCUAGUUAACCCAUUUGAGUCGCAAUGCACCCCAGUGCACCCUACUUAUUUUUUUAACUUGUCUAACGCCAGACGAUUUUACUCGUCAGUGGGGAAGUUCUGCAGCUUAAUUUAAUGGCAACCAAAAAAUCUGACAAUGUCUCUAGUUAACCCAUUGAACCGCAGUGCGCCCUACUUAUUUUUUUUACUUGUGUAACGCCAGACGAUUUUACUCGUCAAUGGGGAAGCUCUGCAGUUAGCUUAAUGGUUAAGACAGAUCCGCUAAUAACCUGUGAUCAUUGUCCAUUAUCAGUGUGUCCAUAUAUUCAUAUAUUUGUGUUCACAGACCUUAAAAAUAAUUUAUUUCAAACGAAAUAAAAUAAUAUAGCCUGCAUGGUUACAAACCUCAAUGAGGUCACUCUCUUCCCAUACUGAUAUAGUAUACUGUACAUGUACAGUUAUUACUGUAGUUUUAUAUUUAGUGUCCAAUCAAAAUGUCCCUUGGAGGACAAGUGUCAUUUUUUCCGUCAUUAUUUUACAGGAUCCAAGUCCUGAUUCAUCAUUCAAUGUUAGUGUCAAUGAUGAAACUGUGGACCUCAUUUCACGUGUUGCCGACCUUCAGCAGGAGAAAUGGCAACUGGAAGAAAGGGUAAGAUACAAUAAUAGACGUAUAGUUAUAAUUAAAGUAUUAGUUUAGCUUAUAAUACUUUUUGGUUGUGGAAACACCGCAUAAAUUUAUCACUGCAAAGCUUUCGAUCUGUGAACCUGGAUCUUCAUCAGUGUUAUUAAUAUUAUAUCAAAAAAGAUGUGGGAUUAUUAAAGUUUUACAGUAAUAAAUUUAUGUGGUGUUUCCACAAGCAAACUAUUACAGUAUAUGUGUGUUUUAUCGCCAUGCCAACCUACAAAGACCUUUAAGUAUUAGUUUAUAGUUUAGGUUUCCUCCUGCAGCUAUAUAUAACCAUACUGAAUCAGUAAGGGAUGAUCGUCACUGUACAGUAUCUCUAGGAAGAACAGUUUAAAACUAGUACAUUAUUUAAUAGAACUGUCCAGUAUAAAUAAAUUGAGUUUUGUUUAGGUUUCCUUCUGUACAAAUUAACACUGGAUCAAUAAGAACUAUGAUCCCUACUGGACAUCUAGGGAGAACAAUUUAGAACUGAUAGCGCUAUCCAGUAUAAAUAAAGUUAGUUCAAUUUAGGUUUCCUCCUGUAGUAAUACUGAAUCAAUAAGAGAUGAUCCUUACUAGACCUCUACAGUAGGAAGAACAUUUUAAAACUGAUAGAGUUAUCCAGUAUAAAUAAAGUUACUUUAGUUUAGGAUUCCUCCUGUAGUAACACUGGAUCAAUAAGACAUGAACCUUACUGGACCUCUAGGAAGAACAGUUUAGAACUGAUAGAGCUAUCCAGUAUAAAUAAAGUUAGUUUAGUUUAGGAUUCCUCCUGUAGUAACACUGGAUCAAUAAGACAUGAUCCUUACUGGACCUCUAGGAAGAACAGUUUAGGUUUCCAAUUUAGGUUUCCUUAACGGUCAUCCCUACGUAUUGUUCUGAAGCCGUUUUUUGUCAUUUAAUUUAGGUUCGUCAUUUAGAGGAAAAUUGUUCAGCAAUGGCUGAAGACUUGAUGAGAAAGUCAGCUGUUAUUCAACAUUAUGCUAUGGAAUCGAAAAUUGGUAUGGGACUAAUAUUUAUACUGGGUAACUUCA